GUUUGGUCAAAGCAAACCGAGAAGUCAACAGAGUCAAAAAUCAUGGCUUCCAGAACUUUGAGGAUAGGUCUCAUUCCUGGUGAUGGAAUUGGCAAAGAAGUUAUCCCAGCAGGAAGAAGAAUUCUCGAAGCUUUACCAGCUUCCCUCAAAUUGAAAUUUGAGUUUGUUGACUUGAAAGCCGGAUUUCAAACCUUCGAAGAAACCGGAGCUGCUCUGCCAGAUAAGACGGUCGAAAUUCUCAAGACUGAAUGCGAUGGAGCUUUGUUUGGUGCAGUCAGUUCUCCUUCCAAAGCUGUCAAGGGCUAUUCCUCCCCAAUCGUCGCACUCCGCAAGCGUCUCGACCUUUACGCAAAUGUUAGACCCGUCAAAAGCGUCAUGACAGCUGCCAACCCAAUUGAUAUGGUCAUUGUGAGAGAGAAUACCGAGGAUCUUUAUGUCAAGGAAGAGAGAACAUAUGAUGCUGUUGAUGGAAGUGGAAAGGUCGCGGAAGCAAUCAAGAGAAUUUCCGAGAGAGCUUCAUCCAGAAUUGCUACAAUGGCAGGAGACAUCGCAUUGCGCAGACAGAAGCUUAGAGACAGUGGAGUUGCAAGCAUCCACAAGUCACCAUUGGUCACCAUUACGCACAAAUCGAACGUUUUGAGUCAAACGGAUGGUCUUUUCCGAUCCACUGCCAGAGAGGCAUUGGCCCUCUCAAAAUUCUCGAGCGUUGGUGUAGAGGAGCAGAUCGUCGAUUCUAUGGUUUACAAAUUGUUCCGUCAACCCGAGACCUACGACGUCAUCGUGGCACCAAAUCUCUAUGGAGAUAUCCUGUCUGAUGGAGCUGCCGCUCUUGUUGGCUCCUUGGGUCUCGUUCCAAGUGCCAAUGUUGGUGAAGGAUUUGCUAUUGGUGAGCCAUGCCAUGGUAGUGCUCCUGAUAUCAUGGGUCAAAACAUUGCAAACCCAAUUGCAACUUUGCGAAGUGUUGCUCUUAUGUUGGAGUUCCUUGAGGAGGAGGCCGCUGCCGCUAAGAUCUAUGCUGCUGUUGACGGCAAUUUGGAGGAAGGCAAGUUGCUAAGCCCUGACCUUGGUGGCAAAGCUACGACAACAGAGGUUGUUGAGGACAUUCUUAGACGCUUGUAAAAUGGUUUGAAUUUUCUAUUAGAGUUGUUUCUCCUCGAACGGUCUGAGGCUGUCUAUCUGGAAAUGAAGUCCCCCUCUGAGAAGGUAUUUGAAGUCCUCUUCUGAGGAGGUAUCUGGUUAGACAGAUCCUGGACUAGGAGCUAUGAGCUAAAAUGAUAUCCCCA
Messenger RNA from Botrytis cinerea B05.10, 1283 nucleotides. RefSeq names its product Bclys12 (gene Bclys12). The coding region runs from base 43 to 1119 and encodes 358 amino acids. Gene Ontology annotation, molecular function: NAD binding; isocitrate dehydrogenase (NAD+) activity; magnesium ion binding. The record is from RefSeq and is a predicted model, not a curated record. Gene Ontology annotation, cellular component: mitochondrion. Gene Ontology annotation, biological process: isocitrate metabolic process; tricarboxylic acid cycle. The transcript is spliced from 2 exons. NCBI's taxonomy places the organism in Eukaryota, Fungi, Ascomycota, Leotiomycetes, Helotiales, Sclerotiniaceae.